AUGGGUUCCAUCUCUGAAUUCGACCAAGUCCCAACACUUACGGCGAUUGAACGCAUUGGCCCCAAGGGCUACGUUCGUUACAUCUUCCCAUUCCAGCUGGACGACGACUAUGAUAUCGAUGAGGUAAGCCGUGUGCUGCGAGCCGCGUAUGCGGCCACUCAGCGGCGUGUCCCGGCAAUGGCAUGCGAGGCCGUUCCAGACAUGAACACCAAGCAGGCAGGUGUAUUAAAACUACAAAGAUUGGAUGAUGAAGCAAUCGAAGAUAUCGUCAUCCAAGACUUGCGAGUGUCGGAUACCUUCCCUACAUCAUAUGCAGAACUGAAGUCGAACUCCUUCCCUGUUGCUAGUUUAGACGCCGAUCUGCUAUGCCGUAGGUCUGUAUGGCCUUCGGCCGGAGAGAGGCUACCAAUCUCUCUUGUACAAGUGAACUUUAUCCGCGGUGGACUGCUGCUCAAUUGGUGCACACUGCACCUGGUGGGUGACGGGACAUCAUAUUUCACAUGGAUGAAAAUCUGGGCAGAAGAGUGUCGUCGUGCUCAGGGCUUAUACAUUCCUGAGCCCGUGGAGCUGCCACCGGCUGUAGUUCGGGAUCGAGAACGUGUGAUGCGGUCUUCAGGCCGUAAUCUGGGGUUGCUUGAGAGCCACCCGGAAUACACAUUACUGCCCUUUACACCGUCGAGUGCACCACCAAAGAUGAUAGCACAGAAUCACCGCGCACAGGUUUUCUACUUCUCGCCUGAGGCGCUGCAGGCACUUAAGGCGGAGGCCUCUCCUGUGAAUACCUCAGUGCCGUCCGACCAGAACUGGAUCUCAACCAAUGAUGCCCUCUCCGCUCUUCUCUGGCGGACUGUCAUGAAGGUGCAGUGGCCAUGGGAAAUUCUUGAGGGCGAUCCAAUCUCGGUCUUUAAUAUCGCUAUUGACGGACGUUUGCGUAUAGAACCACCCGUUCACCCGGAUACCCUGGGCUGCUUCCUGGAGUACGUUGCCGUUUCAGCCCCGAUCCGGAAGAUUGUCGGCUCUACCAAUAUCGCUGAUCUAGCCAUCCUGAUUCGGAAAGCAAUCCUCAAGGCCGAUAAGCAAUUCACAGAUGAUCUAGUAGCCCUCAUUGAGAAGUUGGAGGACGUGGAUCGGCUGGUGCCAACAGCGUUCCUGGAUGUGCCUGGCUUCAACUGUGUGCAGACCUCAUGGAUUAACUUCAAACUGUAUUCGUUGGAUUGGGGCUCAUUGUUGGGCCACAAUAUUGGUGCGGUACGAUCGCCUCAUGUUGGGAUCAUUAACGGCCUACAGGUGGUUCUUCCCGCGCCUCCAGAUGGUGGUAUGGAGAUAUUAGUUGGUGUAGAGGAAAGCUGCCUUGAUAAAUUGCUUCAAGAUCCGCUUUGGAUGAAAUAUGCGGUGCCCAGGUAG
Messenger RNA from Aspergillus oryzae RIB40, 1404 nucleotides. RefSeq lists its product as uncharacterized. NCBI's taxonomy places the organism in Eukaryota, Fungi, Ascomycota, Eurotiomycetes, Eurotiales, Aspergillaceae. The transcript has a single exon. The coding region runs from base 1 to 1404 and encodes 467 amino acids. The record is from RefSeq and is a predicted model, not a curated record. Gene Ontology annotation, molecular function: acyltransferase activity, transferring groups other than amino-acyl groups.